This is a messenger RNA of Vicia villosa (hairy vetch), 3386 nucleotides long. RefSeq names its product pentatricopeptide repeat-containing protein At1g74600, chloroplastic-like. Gene Ontology annotation, molecular function: RNA binding; protein binding. The transcript has a single exon. Lineage: Eukaryota; Viridiplantae; Streptophyta; Magnoliopsida; Fabales; Fabaceae. The record is from RefSeq and is a predicted model, not a curated record. Bases 180 to 2831 code for a protein of 883 amino acids. Gene Ontology annotation, biological process: RNA modification.
GUUAUUUUUACUUUGAUGGGUUGGAAAGAAAGAAAAACUAUGUAUCCACAUACUUUCAGGGUGUGUUGUUGAUUUUCCUAUUGCUAUUGAAUUUCUGAAGUAAUAACAAUGUAAAUUAUCAGAUAUCAUGCUUUCACCAUGCUUCAUUGCUUAGAUGAAACAUUUCCACCACACUGAAUAUGUCUGUAACAUUAUACUCCCUUCGAAUGUUCCUUCAAAAUUCACUGCUCAAUACAAAAAGUACACAACUUUCAAGCAGAUUCACCUCCUCCCUCGCUUUUGUUCCAAACCCAUAUGUCAUAUUGCGUGAUUACAAGUUUUCAGGGAAGUACGUUGCUAGAAACACAAAAAUCCUGCAUGCCCAUUUUCUAAAAACUCAUUUUUUACAAUCUGGUAUCUUCUUCAUGAACUCUUUGAUUGAUUUAUACUGUAAGUCUGCUGACAUGGUCGCUGCUCACAAACUGUUUGAUACAAUUCCUCUACCAAAUAUUGUUUCUUGGAAUGUCAUGAUAUCUGGUUACAAUCGUAGUUCCAUGUUUGUGAAGUCGUUGGAGAUGUUUUGUAGGAUGCAUUUGUUUGGUUUUGAGCCUGAUGAGUUUAGUUUUGGAAGUGUUCUUUCGGCUUGUGUUGCUUUGGAGGCUCCACUAUUUGGUAUGCAAGUUUUUUCAGUUCUUAUGAAAAAUGGUUUUCUCGAAAGUGGUUAUGUUCAGACUCAAAUGGUGGAUAUGUUUUGUAAAAAUUUCAACUUUACGGAGGCUAUGAGGUUUUUUAAUGAUGUUUCAUGUGAUAAUGUGGCGAGUUGGAAUGCUAUUAUUUCUUUGGCAGUUAAAAAUGGAGAAAACCAGGUUGCGUUGAAUCUGUUUCGUGAAAUGUGUUGUGCAUGUUUAAUGCCGAAUAGUUAUACAUUUCCAAGCAUCUUAACAGCUUGUUGUGCGCUUAAAGAGAUGCAGAUAGGGAAAGGAGUUCAUGGAUUGGCGAUCAAAUGUGGUGCGAUGGAUGUCUUUGUGGAGACUGCUACCAUUGACUUGUACACCAAAUUUGGAUGUAUGAGUGAAGCUUAUAGACAAUUCUCUCAGAUGCAAGUCCAAAAUGUGGUGUCUUGGACUGCUUUAAUUUCUGGGUUUGUGCAAGAGGAUGAUACUGCUUUUGCACUAAAGCUUUUCAAAGAUAUGAGGAAAAUCGGUCAGGAGGUAAAUACCUAUACCAUUACUAGUGUACUUUCUGCGUGUGCUAAACCUGAGAUGAUCGAGGAGGCAGAAGAACUUCAUUCCUUGGUAAUAAAGUUAGGGUUGGUUUUGGAUGAUAAGGUUGCAGCUACUUUAGUCAACAUGUAUGCAAAAAUAGGAGAAGUUGGGUUAUCCGAAUUAGCCUUCAGCGAGACAACAAAUACGAAGGAUCCGGGCAUAUGGGCGUCGAUGUUGUCUUCUUUUGUGCAGAACCAAAAUUAUGGAAGGGCACUUGAGCUAUUCACUGUAAUGUUCGGAGAAGGAGUGAAACCUGAUGAGUAUUGUAUUUGUAGUUUAUUAAGUAUUAUAAGCUGCUUAAGUCUAGGGUCUCAGGUGCAUGGUUAUAUUUUAAAGUCUGGGUUAGUUACUGAUGCUUCUGUAGGUUGUUCGCUUUUUACAAUGUAUUCAAAAUGUGGUUGUUUAGUAGAAUCCUAUAAAGUUUUUCAACAAGUACACGUGAAAGAUAAUGUUUCGUGGGCGUCCAUGAUUUCUGGUUUUGCAGAGCAUGGAUAUCCUGAUCAAGCUCUUCGACUAUUUAAAGAAAUGCUAUAUCAAGAAAUUGUACCUGAUCACAUUACAUUAAUCUCGAUUCUAACUGCAUGUGCUGAUCUUCGAUUCUUACAGACAGGUAGAGAAAUUCAUGGUUAUGCUUUUUGUUUAGGACUAGGACAAAAUACAGUUGGUGGUGCACUUGUAAACAUGUAUUCUAAGUGUGGAAGCUUGAGUUUGGCAAGAAAGGUGUUUGAUAUGCUUCCUUCUAAGGAUACAUUUGCUUGCUCUUCAUUGGUCUCGGGAUAUGCCCAAAAAGGUUUAAUCGAAGAUUUGUUUUUGUUAUUCCAUGAUAUGCUUCAAAAUGAGGUACCAAUCGAUGCCUACACAAUUUCAUCCGUUCUCGGGGCAGCUUCACUUUUGUGUCAAUCAGAAAUCGGAACUCAAUUGCACGCCUACAUUGAGAAGUUGGGAUUACAAGCCAAUGUAUCCGUUGGAAGUUCGCUAGUGACAAUGUACUCAAAAUGUGGGAGUAUCGAAGACUGCAGGAAAUCAUUUGACGAUGUUGAGAAGCCUGACCUUAUAGGUUGGACAUCGAUCAUAGUGAGCUAUGCUCAACACGGUAAAGGUGGAGAUGCCUUAGUUGCAUAUGAACUUAUGAAAAGAAAAGGAUUUCAACCUGAUGCAGUAACUUUCGUCGGGAUUUUAUCGGCUUGUAGCCAUAGUGGGCUAGUUGAAGAAGCUUUCUUCUAUCUUAAUUCAAUGAUUGAUGACUACAACAUUGCGCCGAGUCACCGUCAUUAUGCUUGUAUUGUUGAUCUUCUUGGUCGAUCAGGUAGACUAAGAGAAGCUGAAAGUUUCAUUAACAAUAUGCCUGUUGAGGCCGAUGCUUUAAUAUGGGGAACUUUGCUUGCUGCUUGUAAGGUUCAUGGUGAUUUCGAGCUCGGGAAGUUAGCGGCUAAAAAAGUGAUUGAAUUGGAACCAAGUGAUGUCGGUGCUUAUGUGUCGUUUUCAAACAUUUGUGCAGAUGGAGGACAGUGGGAAGAAGUCACAAAGAUUAGAAAUUCAUUUAACAAAACUGGGAUGAAGAAAGAACCUGGUUGGAGCCUUGUGUGAAAAGCAAUGAUGUCCUGAUUGCUGACCUUGUAAAAAGCAAAUAUACAAUUCAUGAUGUAUCAUCGACCACCUUCCUCGAUCAAAGCCAGAGUGUCUCAGUAGGGGCUGAAUCAAAACUUUCAACUAUUCAGAGAAAUUGUCUGUCAAAAUCCAUGAUAGCAGAGACUAGUUACAUCUUGCCUUGGAAAGAAAGAUUGUUCCAUCCAAUUUUGUUCUGCUUUGGUCUUACCAUGCUUGUUGUAUUAACAUUAUAUGGUUAACUUAGUAAAAGUAUGUAGUUAACACAGUUGAUAGUUAGUAAAUAUAAAUGUGUUGCACCUUAUUAAUCAUAUUCAAAUAUACAAUUAACUAUGAUUUUGAAAAUCAUUAACCACAAUUUUCAAGUAGAUAUUUGAAUACAAACUGCGGUUAAUGAACAUUAUACAAAUUAUCAUGCCAUUCAUCCACUAUGGGAAUAAUGUAUUUAUCUAUAAUAAUGUAUUUAUCAGUAAUGGAUCAGUAAUCAACACACAUCCUUCAUGAUUCAUUCUUCUUUUUCACUAAUAUUACCAUGCU